GUGUGCGCAUGAAAAUUGGCUGUUUGAUUUGAGUGUUUUUCUUGGUAUUCCUAUUAAACGUUGAUAAACCAAUUUCACUUUAAAUUGAUGAUAUCAAAACAAAUAUGACAGGGAGAAUAAAACAGAAGAAAAACGUCAGAGCGUGAGUCACUUGACGGUCGGAGAGCGAGGAGUUCGUUUGUGUGUUUAUGCGCGCAUGUGUAUGCGCGUGUGUUGCCUGACUCACUCUGUCUGCUCUCAGAUGCUUCGACAUCGCUCUGCCUUCUUCUGAAUCAACUGGCUGGUAACAGUCACACAAUAUGACAGCAUUCUCUCGAUGGUACAGCAGUAGAAACUGACGAGGCGCUCCUGCAACAAGCUUUCCCUCAGGAGUUUUCUUUUAGUACUUGGAUUCUAUAGUCUCCUUGUCGUUCCUCGUUCUUCAUCCUCCACUCACCGACGUCAGUGGAACAUUUCAAUCUCUUAUGUUAUUGAGGUUAAUCUGAUUAUGAAGAUUACCUCUCAGAGAAUUCCUCAUCAAUGACAGCCAAGAUGGAGACUCCUUUCUACCAUGACGACUCCCCCGCCAUCCACAGCUUCAGUCAAUUUUCAGAAUACGAACGCUACGCUGGAAACAAGAUGUUAAUGUGUAAGAAGGCCAUGUCUGUAGGAAGCCAUCAUUUCCCAGGCAGUGGUAGCAUUGGAGCAGGAGGAAGAGGUACCAACCCCAAUAACCUGGGACUGGCCAACAAUACCUCCUUAAUGACUUCAUCGGCAUCCUCGGCUGACAUGAACAUGCUGAAGCUAGCCUCCCCUGACCUGGAGCAUCUGAUCAUCCAGUCCAACCAGGGACUGGUCACCACCAGCCCUCUGUCCAACUCCGCCAACCCGUUCAUGUAUCGGAACCAGGCCACCAACGAGCAAGAAGGCUUUGCCGAUGGCUUCGUUAAAGCGCUCGCGGACCUUCACAAGCAGAACCAGCUGGUGGGAGGGCACAUGUCACCAUCCUCCUCCUCCAAUGUCUCCUUACAAGCAUCCUACCAGAGGAACUUGAUGUCCACGAGCGACGUGCCCAUCUACACUAACCUCAGCAGCUACAACCAGGGACAGCUGGCAUAUUCUGGAGCGCAGAUGACUUACAGUGCUAGCUCUGGCCAUAAUGGCGGUGGAGCCCCUCAACCACAUAUCAGAGGUUUGGAUGCCCCUCAAACUGUCCCGGAAGUCCCUCAUCUACCGGGAGACCCCACAUCACCUCCUUCCCUCUCCCCCAUUGAUUUAGAGACACAAGAGAGAAUCAAAGCUGAGCGUAAGAAACUCCGUAACCGCAUCGCGGCAUCCAAAUGCCGUAAACGUAAACUUGAGCGAAUCUCACGAUUAGAGGAGAAAGUGAAGAUCCUGAAGAGUCAGAACUCAGACCUGGCUUCCACCGCCUCUAUGUUGCGGGAGCAGGUCUCUCAGCUCAAACAGAAGGUCAUGAGUCAUGUGACCAACGGUUGCCAGAUUGCCGUUAGCUCUCCCAACAAAUCUGGAGGAAGAGGCGGCAGUGCUGGCAGCGAGGACUCCAGUUGCUGAGGGGGGGGGCACCUCAGAAGAACAAAGGAAGGAGAUAAACCAAAUGGUAAAAUUUGGGAAUUUCACUCAUGCUCGAUGCUGUCAAACAGAGCUUAGUGAAAGUGGCUCAGGGUCAGUUAAUGCUCCGUGGAUGGUUUGACAUUUAGCCAGAGAUCACACACUGCUGACUGUGAAAGGCUUUAAUAGCAGACAUAUGAGGUUCCUGCCCACCAAGAAAGUUACAUGGAACAGUUUGCAUUUCUUUGAAUCAUGUUAUUUAAAGACAGUUUUUCAGGAUUUGACACGACUUUGAAACACUUUAAAUGGUGGAACUAUUAUUUAUUAGUUUUGAUUAUUAUUGCAUCUUAUCAUACUUCAAGUGGAACUCGAACUCUUUUUAUUAAUCAAGCCCUGAAUUAAUUAUUCAGCCCUCACACUGGCUGAAUAAUUAAUUCAGCCAGUGUGAGGGCAUACAGACAUGUAUGAAUCCGUCAUUAAAAUCAGUAACAAGCAACUUGUUGAAUGCUUUUGAUUCGAUUGUCGCUGUAUUUCUGAAUUCAAAUUUUAAGAACAUGUGUUUACCAAUAUGUUGAUGGAUUUUGCUAUUCUGUUAUGUUACUGUGUUUGGUUUGUGUUUUUAUUUUCAUUAUAUGUCGUAUACGGAUCAACUCUGGUUCACGGUCCAAUUUUCAAAUGUAAAUUUGGGGAUUAUUCAUGUGUUGCUGCUCAAACUUUAAAAUGUUUAUUGCCACGUCAUGUUAAAAAUAAAGUCUAAUGAUCGGUUGGUACCGGUCAGUACUUUUUGUC
Syngnathus typhle (broad-nosed pipefish) is the source of this 2337-nucleotide messenger RNA. It is a transcript of the gene june, whose product is annotated as JunE proto-oncogene, AP-1 transcription factor subunit. Gene Ontology annotation, molecular function: transcription factor binding; DNA-binding transcription factor activity, RNA polymerase II-specific; RNA polymerase II cis-regulatory region sequence-specific DNA binding. The coding region runs from base 520 to 1551 and encodes 343 amino acids. NCBI's taxonomy places the organism in Eukaryota, Metazoa, Chordata, Actinopteri, Syngnathiformes, Syngnathidae. Gene Ontology annotation, cellular component: transcription regulator complex. The transcript has 3 exons. The record is from RefSeq and is a predicted model, not a curated record. Gene Ontology annotation, biological process: regulation of cell cycle; regulation of cell population proliferation; regulation of transcription by RNA polymerase II.